UGCCUCCUGGGCCUCUACUCUUUGUCCAUGCUCUAUGGUCCAAUGAGUGACUAACUUCAGUCUGCACCUCAGGGGCGUUUCGGACACGAUCUGUGUCGUGUUUGCUGUCAAGUCGGCAGCAAAUUCUUACAAUUUGACAGUUAUUCGUCGACAAUUGAGUAUCUAAAAUGUCGGAUUCAAAGUACUUUACCACCACCAAGAAGGGUGAGAUCUUUGAAUUGAAGUCAGAACUGAACAAUGACAAGAAAGAGAAGAAGAAGGAAGCUGUGAAGAAGGUCAUAGCCUCCAUGACAGUCGGCAAGGAUGUGUCAGCCCUCUUCCCAGACGUCGUUAACUGCAUGCAGACAGACAACCUCGAGCUGAAGAAACUCGUCUACCUGUAUCUGAUGAACUACGCCAAGAGCCAGCCCGACAUGGCCAUCAUGGCUGUCAACACGUUCGUGAAGGAGCUAGCGACAUCUCCGAUGACAAAGGACUGCGAGGAUCCAAAUCCCCUGAUUCGUGCACUGGCAGUGCGCACUAUGGGCUGUAUCAGGGUCGACAAGAUCACAGAGUACCUGUGUGAACCGUUGAGAAAGUGCCUGAGAGAUGAGGAUCCCUAUGUGAGGAAAACAGCAGCUGUUUGUGUUGCCAAACUUUAUGAUAUCAAUGCAGGACUGGUUGAGGAUCAGGGAUUCUUGGAUCAACUCAAGGAUUUGUUGUCCGACAGUAAUCCUAUGGUUGUAGCGAACGCAGUGGCAGCCCUCUCCGAGAUAAACGAGUCCUCCCCAAGUGGUCAGCCUUUGGUAGAGAUGAACGCCCAAACAAUAAAUAAAUUGUUGACAGCUCUGAACGAAUGCACAGAAUGGGGUCAGGUGUUCAUCCUGGACUCCCUCGCCAACUACUCUCCGAAAGACGAUCGCGAGGCUCAGAGUAUCUGCGAGCGAAUAACUCCCCGCCUGGCUCACGCCAACGCAGCAGUCGUUCUCUCCGCUGUGAAGGUCCUGAUGAAAUUAAUGGAAAUGCUCCAGUCAGAAUCUGACUUCGUUGGGACCCUCACGAAGAAGCUUGCGCCACCCCUGGUGACGCUCCUCAGUUCUGAACCCGAAGUCCAGUACGUGGCACUCCGCAACAUAAAUCUCAUCGUCCAAAAGCGUCCAGACAUUCUCAAGCACGAGAUGAAGGUCUUCUUCGUUAAGUACAACGACCCCAUCUAUGUAAAGCUGGAAAAGUUGGACAUCAUGAUCCGUCUGGCCUCUCAGGCGAACAUCGCCCAGGUGCUGUCCGAGUUGAAGGAGUAUGCGACAGAAGUGGACGUGGAUUUCGUGAGAAAAGCUGUUCGAGCUAUUGGCAGAUGUGCCAUCAAGGUGGAGCCCUCAGCAGAGCGUUGUGUCUCGACACUUCUCGACCUCAUCCAGACAAAGGUCAACUACGUCGUCCAGGAGGCAAUUGUUGUGAUCAAAGACAUCUUUAGAAAGUACCCGAAUAAGUACGAGAGCAUAAUCUCCACCCUUUGCGAGAAUCUGGACACUCUGGACGAGCCAGAGGCCCGAGCCUCCAUGAUCUGGAUCAUCGGUGAAUACGCAGAGAGAAUCGACAAUGCUGAUGAGCUCCUCGAGAGCUUUCUCGAGGGUUUUCACGACGAGAACACUCAAGUGCAGCUGCAGCUUCUCACAGCCAUUGUCAAACUUUUCCUGAAGAGACCGACAGACACUCAAGAGCUUGUGCAACAGGUCCUUAGUCUGGCGACCCAGGAUUCUGAUAAUCCUGAUCUGAGGGACCGAGGGUUCAUCUACUGGAGAUUGUUGAGUACAGAUCCAGCAGCUGCUAAGGAAGUGGUUCUCGCUGAAAAGCCACUGAUUUCAGAGGAGACGGAUCUUCUGGAGCCGACUCUUCUCGACGAGUUGAUUUGUCAUAUUUCCAGUUUGGCUUCGGUAUACCACAAGCCCCCGACGGCUUUCGUGGAGGGGAGGUCUGCAGGGGCGAGGAAAUCCCUACCAGCUAGAACUAAUUCUAAUGAAGAUGCCCAGAGAACGAGUGCCCCACAGGCACAGGUGAUACCAGCUCAGGAUUCUCUGAUUGGGGAUUUGUUGAGCAUGGAUAUUGGCGGGCCUACACCAGCCGCUGCUACCCCAGCUGCACCCACUGGCAUGGGUCUGGAUCUCCUGGGUGGUGGACUGGACAGUAUUCUUGGCGGAGGGGAUACCGCACCUCCAGCUGUCUCGCAAACCACAACUGGACUUCUUGGAGAUAUUUUUGGAUUCAAUCAGGGUUCAGCUCCAUAUGUUCCACCCAAGGUCAACUGGUUGCCUGCUGAGAAGGGAAAGGGCUUCGAUAUCUGGGGGACCUUCAAUAGGAAGAAUGGACAGAUCGUCAUGGACAUGACAUUUACCAAUAAAGCCAUGCAGAGCAUGGGAGGUUUUGCUAUUCAGUUGAAUAAGAACAGCUUUGGCCUUACUCCAGCUGCUCCACUCAAUGUGCCUGGACCUCUUGGUCCUGGCGCCAGCAUCGAGGUGUCUGUGGUACUUUCUACUGCUGGGGCUGUACAGAGGAUGGAUCCUCUGAAUAAUCUACAAGUCGCCAUCAAGAAUAAUAUAGAUGUCUUCUAUUUUGCUUGUGUUGUUCCCAUGCAUGUCUAUUUCGCUGAGGAUGGACAGCUUGAUAAGAGGGUCUUCUUGUCCACGUGGAAGGAUAUACCUGCGCAGAAUGAGGUCCAGUAUACACUCAAUGGGAUAAUGCUCACUGCUGAUCAGGUCGUACAGAAAAUGCAGCAGAAUAAUGUAUUUACGAUCGCGAAGAGGAAUGUUGAGGGACAGGAUAUGCUUUAUCAGUCUCUCAAACUUACCAAUAAUGUCUGGGUGCUUAAUGAGCUGAAGAUUCAACCAGGAAAUCCUGAUGUUACUCUCUCCUUGAAGUCUCGCACUGUGGACGUUGCUGCGGGUGUCUUUGCGGCUUACAACGCCAUCCUCCAUUCUUGAACGACUGAUUGAGAGAAAGGAAUUGAUGAUCUUGUGGACGGGUCUAUCACGAUGCGAAUAAUCGCCGUGGUUUACGUUUGGAGUGGAGAUUAUUAUUGAGGGUUGGGGGGGCGUGCUGAGGUCAACGACCUCUGGAUAUUCCAGUAGGUUUAAUGAAAUUAUGUACUAUAUAUAAGGAUAAUAAAUCAUUGAUUAAGGAUUAAUAA
This is a messenger RNA of Diachasmimorpha longicaudata, 3163 nucleotides long. RefSeq names its product AP-1 complex subunit beta-1 (gene AP-1-2beta). The transcript has 7 exons. Gene Ontology annotation, biological process: intracellular protein transport; vesicle-mediated transport. Lineage: Eukaryota; Metazoa; Arthropoda; Insecta; Hymenoptera; Braconidae. The record is from RefSeq and is a predicted model, not a curated record. Gene Ontology annotation, cellular component: clathrin adaptor complex; membrane coat. Bases 168 to 2957 code for a protein of 929 amino acids. Gene Ontology annotation, molecular function: clathrin binding.